This is a messenger RNA of Paramuricea clavata, 8468 nucleotides long. NCBI's taxonomy places the organism in Eukaryota, Metazoa, Cnidaria, Anthozoa, Malacalcyonacea, Plexauridae. The record is from the annotation of a GenBank genome assembly.
GGUAUAUACUGGAAUGCCGGAAUUUAAUUGCAUCUAGGCGCAGUGUGGACUGUGUACCUUACAUUGUUUCUCAUAUUUUAACAGAGUGAUGUUCCGCAGUUCGAUUCUAAAAUAACUCCAUUGCUACCCAACAGUCUGCAGCCUGCAGUGAUCUAGCAACAGUGUGGACUGUGUACCUUACAUUGUUUCUCAUAUUUUAACAGAGUGAUGUCCCACAGUUCGAUUCUAAAAUAACUCCAUUGCUACCCAACAGUCUGCAGCCUGCAGUGACUGUAUCUAGCGACAGUAUGGACUCGGACAGUAAGAGCCUGAAUGCAUUCUCUGACGGAGAGGCCACGACAGUUGUUAAUGGUGGUACGAUGAAAAAAUACAAGUCUGCCGAUGACUUGGAAGCUGGACUUGCGCCAGGUUGGUUAAGUCAAAGAUUAAUUGAAUCAAUAGCAGACAGCUGCAUAAAGCGACGUUGUAUAGUAAUACAACCCUGGGUUUUGGUAUGUACAUGAGCGUCCUCAUGAGCAUACCUGCUUUUGGUAUGUAUAUGAGCAUCAAUCAAUCAAUCAAUCAAUCAAUCAAUCAAUCAAUCAAUCAAUCAAUCAAUUCAAUCAAUCAAUGCUCAUGAACAUUGGUAUGUAUAUAUAAGCAUGCUCACACAGUGGAACCUAGAAUUAGAACCCAUUGAUUGGAUUCGAUUAAACUGCAUACACUACUGUACUAAUCAAUUUGAAUUGUGUUGUUGUUAGAGCAGUUUGAGAAUAAAUGCUGGGGGUGGGUUACCCUGGGUGCCAGAGCCUCCUGUGAUAGAAGUGAGGACACGAUGAGGAGGCUCUGGUCAACACGAGCAACCAGCCUCACUUUGGUGAGUUCAAUAUUUGAACUCUGUUUGUGAUUGGUCUAAAUUUAAGUGAGUCUUUUCAUUGGUUAACCGACGCUCAUAGAUUAACCAAUGAAAAGACUCAAAUAAAUUUAGACCAAUCAUAAACAGAGUUCAAAUAUUGAACUCACCAAAGUGAGGCUGGAUGCUCGUGUGAUCAGAGCCCCCUCGUCGUGUCCUCACUUCUAUCACAAGAGGCUCUGGCACCCAGGGUAGGGGUGUGUCCUUAUCAAACUAGAAUUAUUUUGCUAUAAAUAAUAGGGGAAUUUUCGAGGUCUAGUUCAAAUAUCUUAUCAUCUUAUAAGAUACAUCAUCAGAAAUCUCGCAGUGAAUAUAGUUUCCCGAGAUGGUUUAUAGGCCGCACAGCUGCGCAAUAAAUCGUUUUAUGAAAUUUCGUUUCAGCUGCAAAGCGCAGUUUACACACUCGAUCACAAGAACUAAACUUCGCGAACAAACUAGAGUCUGGUGUGGUGAAACGUGGAAACGAAAACAUUGAUUGGAAAAGCUUCGAAGAAGCGGUAUGUAACGUAUCAGUAAGAUUCUGGGCCCUGCUGGCGAUUCUUGCUACUGUACAAACAUGAUCUGGAAGCCCUUGCAUUCCAAACAACUCUUGAUUGUUACUCAGUAACGUAGAAAUAUUUCUAUAAGGCUAUAAACCCCACGCCUGACGUCAUCAAACCCAUAGUUAAUAAGACUUAAGAAUUAAUCCAAGAUGGCAGACAGCUCAAAGCUUUCAGUCAAAAUAUAUCAAGAGUUAAGUUUAAAAUGAAAAAUCUGUAACAAGAUUUUAUAGAUAAUGUUAAACGUUAUGAACCAACCCUUGCUAAAUUAGCUUAGGCCUUCUUGUAAAAACUUAGAUAGGGUAGGUCGGUUUUCACUUUUUUUUUAAACUUUUCUUUAAUUUCCUAACAACCGGACGCCCUUUUGUUUAGUCAGUGCUUCCACAUCCAAAGAUAAAUUUCCCUAAUAUUGCCUCAAAUUUCCAUUUUCCACAAAAGUUUUCCUCUAAGUGGAAACACAAGCAUGAUCCAAUAAAAAAGUUUCGGGUCGGGAUUUUGGCGCCCAAAAGCUAUAGGUAGUUUUAUAGGGAGGGUCGGGAAACCGGAAACCCAUAUUUUUUUUGGCCUUAUUAGCUACAUCGAAUUAUUCUCUUUAUAGGCGAAAUCUUCAUUUUCAGAUGACGUGGAUCGCGCGUGCGCAAUGUGUAGUAACUACGAAAAACAACUGCAGAAACUGCAACAGAGAAACGAAGCUUUGUCUGAAGAAACCUCCGCAUUAUCGACGAGGUUGAAAGAGGAACGGGUGAUGACAUAUUUAUUGAACGGUUUUGUGGGCAUUCUGAAUGUAAAUUUCAUACAUUUAUUAAACCUAACGAAGAGCAUGUUUUGGAUUUUCAUUUGACAGGAAACUGUUACCGUUGUAAAAAGAUCGUGUGAUCGAUUGGAACAAAGUGUGAAAGUCGCCAGCGAGGACGCUCAAGCACAGGUAAGGGCUUGAUCCUCUUCCGCGUUACUUACGAUUGCCUUGCACAGGGUUCGUACGACUCUUAGAAAUCCUGGAAAACCAUGGCUUUUUAUUAGUCCUGGAAACUUCUGGAAUUUCAAAGUCGCCCCUAAAGCACACGUAACAACGCGUUGUAACAAUUUAGGUUGUUGUGUUCGCACUGCUUGUUCCCAGUUGUUGUGAUAACAACUUGUUAUAACUUGUAAUAGGUUGCUUACGAGCUUGUUGCGAUCAGCUUGUUAACAACUUGUUACGUGCAGACGCGAUAAUAGACAGAUUUAGAAAAGACGACGCGACCUCAAAGACGACGUGAAAAUGGCGUGUUCUGUCCAUAUAUGGAUGUGCUACGCCACUUUGACGCCAUUUUCACGUCGUCUUUGAGGUCGCGUCGUCUUUUCUAAAUCUGUCUAUUAGACUUGCUGGAACUGAACUUAUUGCGAAUCUGUGGCCUCCAUUACCCCGGCAUAAUAGCUUUGUAAUUUGUUUAUUUUACUGCAAUGAAUAUAUUUGUUCUUUCGCAGAUUAAAGUAGCAAUGGACACCCAAAGAAGUUUCGAAAGUUUAUUAGAAGAGAUCACGGCAGACAUUGAUAAAACCAAGAAAGAAACGAGCAAACAAGUGGUACGUUUAUUUUGGAAACUUUUAUCCCACUUGACUGAGGAUUGUAGGAGGGAACCUGGGAACGAGGUUGAUGUGUGUGUUGGAGGGCCGGGGGGUGUAUGAGCAUUAGAAACCUUACGAUUUUAGGACGGCGACGACGACGGCCAGAACAAAUUCCUUCAAAUAAAUGGUAGUAAAGAUAAUUCGUCGUAUAUUAUCAAUCGUAUGAAUUUAAUUAAUACAGUCUUAGAAGUUGAAGACAUGGAUUUUAUGUUUGGGAAGAGUUCUGCUGAACCCAGUUUGAAGUUGCACUUGUUGCGGCUUGAAAUGCAGCCGUUGUAUCAAGACGUGAAAAUCUGUGAUUUGGCGUUGUAAACAGAGCGAGGACAAUGUCUAAAUUAUUCAUAUAUUGUAAUUAUUCAAUUCUUUUUCAAUGAUUUAUUGUAUUGGUAGUCGUUGCCGUCGCGUGGCCGUCCUAAAUCGUAAGGUCUCUACUGACACUGACAGGCAAGCAUGGACGUUAGAAUUGAACGCAAGCUACAGUAAAGCUGGAUUUCCACUCUGUAAGUGUGAAAUCCAGCUUAUAGGAAUGCAAACUUGCGAUGCCCACCUAGUCAGGCUGGCUCGUCUGUCAUAUGACCACGUAUGACUUUUAUCCGCGUCAACGAUGACAUGUGAUUCUCACACCUAGGCGAGUUUCCCAGUUACCUCGUCUCAUAUAAGUCCCUAAUUGUGUUUUUGCUUUCCCAGAGCGAACUUAUGGUGUCUCGAGACAGUUAUUUCGCACAGGUAUGCGCAAUUAAGCCUUAGUCAAACCACUGAGAUCUCUAUAUAUCUGGAGCGAGAACUUGAGUCAUUCGGCCUAUGGGAAAAGCGAAGCCAAGAUGGCGGCCAUUGACAUCCAAUAGCUAUGAAGGUCGUAGACUUUUUUAAUACCAUUUUUACCGUAUCGCUAAACAAGUUACCAAUUCAUGUUUCGCUCGCUACUCUGGUUUAAAUAAAUUAUUACAAAGCCCAGUCGAAUUGUAAUCAAGACCCAACGUUUCGACACUCCAGUCUAGUGUCUUCAUCAGGGGCGAUCUAAAAUUGCAAUCGUGGCUUCUUAAAUACCCAAGGAUGAGUCACCUGCCAAUGAGAUGCAUAAAUUCCUCUGGCAAAUAGGCACCGUUAUCCCUAUUCAAAGCAUGAUUACUCAUAUUUAUUCUAAAAUUGCAAUUGUGGCUUCUUAAAUACCCAAGGGAUGAUGUCACCUGCCAAUGAAGACACUAGACUGGAGUGUCGAAACGUUGGGUCUUGGUUUUCGAAACGUUGGGUCUUAGUUGGUCUUGGGUUGUUGGGUCUUGACAAUUCGACUGGGCUUUGUAAUCAUUUAUUUAAACCAGAGUGCAGUGAACGAACAAACUUUAAAGUUACCAAUUCAUUAAACCACAGUGUUAUUCUUUAAAUCGAAGUCAAAAUACGAAAUUUUGGCACACUCAUUGCCAGCUUCCUUUUAACCGCGCAGUCAAAAACAAUAGAAAGGGACUGGAACUGACCUCCACUAGCUCUUCGAUUUUCGUCACUCCAGUUCUCGUUCCAGAUAUAUAUGGUGCACACUGCCCCAGGUGUGCUAGUAAUAUCGGGAUACUGCAAAUCUAGAGCUCUCCAAAGAAUACAAUACAUCUAUGUUUUUAUUUUAGUACGAACAGUUAUCAGAAAACAGCCGAGCCUUGCAAAAACUCAACGUCCAACACACGGAACAGGUAAAAUGUCACUCAGAUUUGCAAAUUUUGCUCCCCUGACAACUUAUCCUUUUAUGUCUAAAGUAAAUGCUUUUCAUAUGUUUAGAAACAGGCGGAACGCGCUGAAGAUCAAACUGACGUGAAAACAAAAGAAUUAGUUGCCCUGCAAAGCGAGGUUUGUUUUGCAUCUGGAAUGCUCUGUGCGUCUAGCGUGACAAGGAUGCAAAUACCAAUAAUAUUAAUUGACCUUUAUUAAAGUUGUGUUUGUUGUUAAAAUUAAUUUAAAACCUAGAAAAGUUUCGCUAUAAAAACAAGUGUUGUUUAUGCCACAGUAAACAGCUUAAAAACUGAAUUUUAUUCUACUAUAGUAUUAUUUUUAAAAAGUGAAGAUUUUAAGAAUAACUGGCAUCUUUCUUUGCAAGAUAAACACUAUAAAAUUGACUACAAAUACUUUCACGGCUUGUGUAAAACAAAUCCACGAAUAUUCCACGCGGGUGCGCGAGAAUGACGUGUGAAUAAUUCGGCUGAAUGAGCCUCAGGGAAACUACAGGGAGCCUCCUUAAGUAGAAGUUAUUUAUACCUAAAUUUCAUUCCCAGAUCAACUUCAUGAAAGAUCGCGUUGUUGCGGAACAGAUUGGCAAGGAGAGUAUGGAAGAACUGUAUCAAGCUGAAAUAGAAACCUUAGGACUAGAAAUUAGUAAGUUUGCCAGCUAUCGACUAAUUUUUUAUCAAGAUAAGAAAGACGAAAUGUAUCAUUAUAGCUCAAAAGAACAUCCUUAAAUUAGUAAAAUUGCAACGUUUAGUUGCCAAAUGUUGUAAAAUACGAAAAUAUUUUGUAUAGCCAUGUAAAAUUAGCAAAUUUUCAUGAGGUUUUUAGUAUUACGCGCGGGAAAAUGCACCACUUUCGGCUCAAAAGUGAUGCAUAAAAAAAAUUGCUUCUAGAAAAAAUAGCUUAAUCCAUUGAACGCUAGCGCUCUUAAGACCCACAAAACAGUUUGAGCAAAUUAUAAGGUAUGUGUGAUCAUGAAAGUUAGUGAUAAUACCCCUAACACUAACCCUAGUUUUAAUUAACACCAUCUGAUUAUUUUAACCUGCCUUUAAUUACCUCAAACUAUUACGUGUUCGUUACAUGAAGUAGUAACGUGAGUAAAAUCGUCUGGCGUUAAUAAAGUAGGUCGCAUUUGGACGCAACUAAAUGGGUUAUAGACAUAUCACACUGUACGUAUAAAUGAGCCAGGAUUCCUGUAAUCAUAAAGCUAUACUUUACCUUUGUUUUCCAGGAAAUCUGAAAAGCCAACUAGGACAACAACGGGUAAGUGCCACUACGUCGGUGAUGCUUUCGAGGAAAAGAGCAUAUUACUAACCAGGGUCGCCGAAAGGUUCCGUGUGACCAGGGGCAAAACUUUCCCAGUGGUACCCGAUGACGUUAUAAAAUUUUCUUUUCACUGAAGAAUUGAUGAUUCCCCUUAUUACGUUUUCGUAGCGCUUUGCAUUGUGGUUAUAGUGGUAUCACUGAUAAAGAUUGCGGCCUCGAAUGAAAAUAUUGAAUGUCAGGACAAAAAAUAAGCCAUCUUGAAUAUCAGUGAUACCACUAUAACCACAAUGCAAAGCGCUACGAAAACGUAAUAAGAGGAAUCUAGUAUUGCUAGCAUACUUGAAAUCUUUAAUGCAUGCAUGUUGGAGUGACACAUGAUGUCAUGUACUGUAUAUCUUACUUAAAUCGUUUUAUUUUGUUUCAAAUAUUUCUAGCAGUUAGAAAAUCCUCCACAAGCUACGGAAUCAAAACAAGUGAUUGGAAUCCUAGAGAAGCAACUGCAACAGUCCACUAAAGACAAGGUAUCAUGCCUAUAGAUUUUCUUUUUGUGAAGGUAGCCAUGGGGAUCUACUGUAAUGGCUGCCAAGCAAACCAAAACUAGUAGCCUAGGGACGAGAAUGGAUUCUGAAUAAUCAAACUACAACACUGUUUAUCCCCAUCAUUUCCUUAUCAGUAUUGCGUAAUUGUGGCUUUGUCCACCGAGUCACAGAGGAAGUACAUACAGAGAUCUCACUUCAGGUUAAUUUCGCGAAAGGGAUUUUUUCAGUCCGCCAUGUUUUUAGCAAGUGCCCUAAAGAGAGGCAGUCACCCCCCUGAAAACAUAUUGAAAAUUUAAUAUUUCAGGGGGGUGAAUGCCUCUCUUUAGGGCACUUGCUAAGAGCAUGGCCGCCAGCUAUUUCGGUAAAAAAGCGCCUUACGGUUUUGUAAUGGAAGUUACACUUCUGUAUUCUGUGACCGAGUUGCCUGCGGUGGUGGUUCUGGACUGGGGGCAUAUUAAAAUGGAGGGAGCUAAAUCGAGUCUAUCUACUGUAGGGUGACCUUGAGACUCAAGUCAAGCAGUUAAGGGCCCAACUACAUUCUUUGAACGGGCAGUUAAAUAACAGCGAAGCUGUGCAAAGAGAUUUUGUUAAAUUAUCACAGAGUUUGCAGGUAAGUGUUGGAUAGUGUUGGUAAUUGAAAUUUCAAAUAUCAGGUGUUAGUGCUAUUCACCGAAUGCUCAUGUUUUCAAACUUCCCAUAACCUUUUUAACCAUAAAAGUGCAAAUAAAGUCAUAUGGCCUAAGAUUAUUUUGUUUUAAUGUAGAUGAAAUUAGAGGAGAUGAAAGAAUCUCAGAAAGAAACCAAAUGGGAGGAUGAAGAUGGUGUUUCAUCAUGUAGGAAAUGUGAGAAACCACUCGAUGUUCCACAAGACAAGGUGAAAAUUAUUUUGACUAGAAUUAUGUAUUUGUGUUCCGUGGUUGUAUAACAGGAUUAAGGCCUCGCGUAGCCUGCGAACAGGCUCUUUCAAAGAGAGUUCAAAGAGAGCCUGGUCGCAGGCUAGGCCUCACGUUGAUAUGACGGCGAGUUACUCAGUAAGGGCGAUCAUGCCUGCCUAGGGGGGAGGGGGGCAGGGGCACUUCACAGUGGGCUCUCGGCUUAAAAAGGGUCCCAUAUUGAAGACCCUUAAAAUUUAAAGUAAUUUUCAACCCUACUUAGCACAAAACAUGAGUAAGUAUUUGACACGAAAAUGAGGCCAUUGGGUGAAAAGUGAAUGAACGGUAAGAUCUAUUACGGCGUCAUGAGGCCCUUACGGCUUUUGACAACGAGAUCCCGGCUAUUAUAGAAACUUAGUAUAGUUUUCCCAGGUGAGUGUUUAGAAGAUGCAACCGCGACAACCAGGUAACUCGCCUUGGCAAGUUUCUGACAGAAAGAGGCCGGAUCUCGGCUAGGAAACAUUCUGGCUGGGAAACUCAGCAAUCUGAGAUGCAGUUCAUAAAUCAAUGUGUGUGUUUUUUUUUUAUAUAUUUUCAGCAUCACUGCAGACUAUGUGGUCGGAUAUUUUGUGACAAUUGCUCCAGUCAAACUAUAAACAAUCCUUCCUCGCCGCUACCACUCAGACUUUGUGUGGAUUGUGGCGCUACUGAGAAAACGUCAGAUAUAUCUGGGGACAAUAUGGGCAUUAACAGGGAAACAGAUGAUACAUGAGGGUUACAUGAGGCUAAAAGAGGUCGUGAUUUGAUAUUGGUUGAUAAUCAGGGAUAGCAUUGGAUAGUCGCGCUUUAGUGUACCUUGGUGUACAAUAGUGUACCUAACAUGACUUUCCCUAGUCAGUCCUAUACAGUGCCGCAGAGCAGUUAAACAGACGCAUAACUCGUAUAGUUACGAGCUUACAAAUUGUACAUUAAUUACAUAUACAGGAUAAUAAUUACAAUUAAGUACAGAUAUUUAAAAAUGGGUUAUAAUCUUAAACCUAAUGAUGAU